CCCGGCCCCGGCCCGUCCGGCCGCUCCGCCCCCGGUCCCGGCCCCGGUCCGCCCCGUCCGGUGGGGCGACCAGCCGCAUGGAGGCCGGUUGAGGAGCGCCGCCCCGCCUCGGCUUCACUCAUCGGUGCCAGGAGCCGCUACCCAGCCAUGGAGGGGGAGGAGGAGCAGGGCCAGCCACCUCAGGAGGCCGGCAUCGAACCUGUUGUGGCAGUGGGGGCCUCAGAGGUGGUGCCCAGGGUGCUUUCUGGAGAAUCCCAGAACCUGUCCGACGCGGACGCGCUGACCCUGCUCCUGGAGAUGAAGCUGAGGAGGAGGCGAGAGCGGCCCAGCCUGCCGCGCACGGUGACCGAGCUGGUGGCUGAGGACGGGAGCCGGGUGUACGUGGUGGGCACCGCUCACUUCAGUGACGACAGCAAGAAGGACGUGGUGAAGACCAUCCGGGAGGUGCAGCCCGACGUGGUGGUGGUGGAGCUGUGCCAGUACCGUGUGUCCAUGCUGAAGAUGGACGAGAGCACGCUGCUGCAGGAGGCCAAGGAGCUGAGCCUGGAGAAGCUGCAGCAAGCCGUGAGGCAGAACGGGGUCAUGUCCGGACUCAUGCAGAUGUUGCUGCUGAAGGUGUCGGCCCACAUCACCGAGCAGCUGGGCAUGGCUCCUGGCGGCGAGUUCAGGGAGGCUUUCAAGGAGGCCAGCAAGGUGCCUUUCUGCAAGUUCCACCUGGGCGACCGGCCCAUCCCCGUCACCUUCAAGAGGGCCAUCGCGGCGCUGUCCUUCUGGCAGAAGGUGAAGCUGGCCUGGGGCCUGUGCUUCCUGUCAGACCCCAUCAGCAAGGAUGACGUGGAGCGCUGCAAGCAGAAGGACCUGCUGGAGCAGAUGAUGGCGGAGAUGAUCGGCGAGUUUCCCGACCUGCACCGCACCAUCGUCUCAGAGCGUGACAUCUACCUGACCUACAUGCUGAGGCAGGCCGCCCGGCGCCUCGAGCUGCCACGCUCCUCCGACGCUGAGCCCAGGAAGUGCGUCCCCUCCGUCGUGGUGGGUGUCGUGGGCAUGGGUCACGUCCCGGGCAUCGAGAAGAACUGGACCACGGACCUCAACAUCCAGGAGAUCAUGACCGUCCCCCCGCCGUCCAUCUCCGGCAGAGUGUCCCGGCUGGCAGUGAAGGCCGCCUUCUUGGGCCUGCUGGGCUACGGCCUCUACUGGAUGGGACGUCGCGCCACCAGCCUGGUCCUGUCGCUGCCUGUCACUCAGUACUGUCUGCAGAGGGCGUCCACGGCCCGGCCGCACAAAUAGGAAGGACGAACUUGGCGGCGCGGCGGCUGCUGAGUCGCAGCAGCUGAGAGGCACUGGGGCGGGCCCCCCACCCCCACCCCCACCCCGAGGAGCUCUGGGCGCCACCCCCCGUGGGGGUCCAGGCCCAGCCACGCCUGCCCUCCCCCAACCCGCCCAAAUAAAGAAUUAUUUAACUGCUCUGA
Mirounga angustirostris (Northern elephant seal) is the source of this 1469-nucleotide messenger RNA. RefSeq names its product TraB domain containing (gene TRABD). Bases 148 to 1287 code for a protein of 379 amino acids. Lineage: Eukaryota; Metazoa; Chordata; Mammalia; Carnivora; Phocidae. The transcript is spliced from 10 exons. The record is from RefSeq and is a predicted model, not a curated record.